Molecule: messenger RNA, 2157 nt
Organism: Lachancea nothofagi CBS 11611
Lineage: Eukaryota; Fungi; Ascomycota; Saccharomycetes; Saccharomycetales; Saccharomycetaceae
Source: the annotation of a GenBank genome assembly
AUGCACCAGCCUCAGCUCUCAAUCAACUCGGUUCAGUCGCUCGUUGAGCCGACUACUCCGCCACUAGGCCAGAUGAGCAAUCGGCAAAACCACCAGCGAACUCAUUCGCUUGAUCUGUCCGGAUUCAACCAGUUUAUCCAGGGAAAUUCACCCAUGAUGCCUAUGUCACUGUCGCCUGGCACUCCGCCGGUGGCUUCCGGUCUUUCUGGAGGCUCUCUGAGCGCCACCGGUGGCGUCUCGGCCGUUGCGAAUGCUCAUCGCCCGAAAUUGAAGUCAUUGCCCCUGAUCAACGAAUUCAAUCCCAGUUUCUCGGUCUCUUCCACUAACGACGGGCAAAUCUCAAUGCCCAUGCGCACCGUCAGUGGGUCUACCACGUCUUCAUCCGCCUCAAUGUCGCAUUCCCACUCAAACUCGCAAUCCAAUUCUGGCGCGCCUGCAGACUUAAAUUGGACCCCACUGGAAGAGUUGGAUUACGUCAAGCUUGCUACUGAUCAGUUCGGCUGUCGCUUUUUGCAAAAAAAGCUGGAGACACCUCAAGAGUGCUGCACCGUAAGAGAUCUUAUGUACCGCCAGGUCAGUCCAUUUUUCUUGGAAUUGAUACUUGACCCGUUUGGGAACUAUCUGGUUCAAAAACUAUGUGAAUGUUUAACGACUGAUCAGAAGACACAGUUGAUUGAAAAGAUCUAUCCUCACGUUUUCCAAAUUUCUAUAAACCAAUACGGGACUCGCUCAUUGCAAAAAAUUAUAGACACUGUCGAUACAGAAGCUCAGAUUGAUCUCAUUGUUUCAGGCUUUGGUCAAAACCAUACUUCUAUUGACCAAAUUGUUGCUUUGAUAAAUGAUUUGAACGGAAACCAUGUUGUUCAAAAGUGUAUUUUUAAGUUCCCACCUACCAAAUUUGAUUUCAUAAUCGAUGCCAUUGUGGAUCAAAAUAACAUUGUUAAAAUAUCAACUCACAAGCAUGGUUGUUGUGUUCUACAAAAACUGUUGAGUGUUUGUACCUUGCAACAAAUCUUCAAAAUAUCGGUCAAAAUCAUUCAAUUCUUACGUCAUUUGAUUAACGACCAAUUUGGCAACUACAUCAUCCAGUUUCUCUUGGAUAUACGAGAGCUAGAUUUUUACCUUUUGGGUGAGCUGUUCGAUAAACUAUCAACUGAAAUGUGUCAGUUGUCCUGUCUGAAGUUCUCUUCCAAUGUCGUUGAAAAAUUCAUCAAGAAGUUGUUCACCAUUUUGAAGUUUGCUGUAGUUCCUGCGUCUGCUAAGAAUAAAACUGUCACGGAUGAUGUUAUCAUGGUGGCAAUGAGAAUCUUAAUCAAGGUGAUUGAUAUUUUCACUGCUAAUUUGAAUGUCUUAAUUAGAGACAAUUUUGGAAAUUACGCAUUACAGACUUUGUUAGACGUCAAAAACUACAGCAAGUUGCUGCAAUACCCCAAUAACACAUAUGUGCACACUUCCGCUAACACACUAAACUUCAGCCGUGAGUUCACUGUGAAAGUAGGAAAUUUAGUUGUUCUAACUAAAGAACUAUUACCCAGUAUAAAGACGACUUCUUAUGCCAAGAAGAUCAAAAUCAAAGUGAAGGCUUAUGCUGAAUUGACCGGGUUGAUAUUUAACGACCCCCCUGCAACGAAAGGCGGCAAUGCUUCCAAUCCUCAUCAAAACAAUCAUCGCAAACAACAUGCUCGUCAUUGCUCAUUGCCCGCUAACACAUAUCGACACCGAAGAAAUAGCAGUUCGUUAUCGCUUUCUUCAGGGUACCCCAUGUUCCAACCACCCCAGCAGCACAUAACACAGCCUCUUGCCCACACUAACAGCGCAUUUGGAAAUUCAUCCCAAGCAUUUCCAGUCGAUAACGUCAAUCAUGCUCAUACCCAAAAUUUCUAUUCGGCUCAAAAUAGACCAAUGAGCGUCAUGUAUAACCAACAACCUGAAGGAUCGCGCUUCAUGGAUAACUCCUUCGUUAACGUUCCUAAUGCUGCCAUUCCAGCGAACAAUUUUGCAUAUAACGACCCUCGAUUGCUGCAGAUGCCAGAAGCCCAAGAAAACAUCCACACUUAUACUCCUAAUGGUAACCGUGUUGUAGCCAAAUCGUCAGAGAGCUUGUAUGCCAACGGCAACAAUUACGAGAACAUCAAUUAUGGUGGUAUAUUCUAUUAG